AUGGCGGAUCCAUCUCUUCGAAACCCUAGCCUCAUCAUGUCCCAUCCUCCUCCUCCUCCUUCUUCUCCUUCUCCUUCUACUUCGCCGACUCCUCAAUCAGGAACCACCUCGGAACCACCGCAGCCAUCUAAGCCGCCUUGCUACCUCUUACCCUUUCUCAAGAACGUCAACAGACCGAAACUCCGAGUGACGUCUGAAUUCGACAGCGACAGUCUCCAAUUCGUGAACAAAGUGUCUUGCAAGCUGUUCGAUAACCUCGCGAAGCUCAAGCUCUCGUUCCAGAACAACUCCCAGCGCGAGGUCUCACAGCCUCAGGUCUCUCUCACUUCCAAAUACCUCUCCGUUCUCUAUGAUCUCGAGGAGAAGAACACUUUCGUCAAGAGCACCGUCGACGUCUCCCCGCGCCUCCAGCUCCGAGCUCUUCACAAUGUCAAGGCACAACAAGGAGAGGUUGCUAUGGAGGCAAAUCUGGCUGAGCCUGGCUAUUCACUCGAGCUUGCAUCACCGGUUCCUCUUGGUUACCCAAGAGCGACUCUUAAGUUCCCACUUGGCGAAGUUUCGAUACAAGAAAAAGAAGAGGAAGAGGAAGAGAAGAGCAACAAAAGAGUGUUAUCUGUUAACGGGAUCCUCAAACGUCAAGUCAUGAGUGGUGUUUGUACCGCUCUAUACACUGAUGAAGAGUUGAGGCUUAAAUAUGCUUAUAAGGAUGAUGCAUUGUCUUUCAUCCCAAGCAUUUCCCUUCCUUCCAACGCUGCUUCAUUUGCAUUCAAGCGCCGGUUUAGCCCUUCAGAUAAGUUGAGCUACUGGUACAACCUUGAUUCAAACAUGUGGAGUGCUGUGUACAAACGCACGUAUGGUAAAGACUACAAAUUCAAAGCUGGCUAUGACUCUGAAGUACGCCUUGGCUGGGCAUCUCUCUGGGUCGGGGAUGAAGAUGGAAAGGUAAAAACGACGCCGAUGAAGAUGAAAGUGCAGUUCAUGCUUCAAGUUCCACAAGAUGACAUCAAAACUUCAGUCUUGAUGUUCCGAGUCAAGAAAAGAUGGGACAUUUGA
This is a messenger RNA of Microthlaspi erraticum, 1053 nucleotides long. The record is from the annotation of a GenBank genome assembly. Lineage: Eukaryota; Viridiplantae; Streptophyta; Magnoliopsida; Brassicales; Brassicaceae.